Molecule: messenger RNA, 5205 nt
Organism: Magallana angulata
Lineage: Eukaryota; Metazoa; Mollusca; Bivalvia; Ostreida; Ostreidae
Product: adhesion G protein-coupled receptor L3-like
Exons: 34
Coding region: 1-3663 (1220 amino acids)
Biological process (GO): cell surface receptor signaling pathway; G protein-coupled receptor signaling pathway; negative regulation of angiogenesis
Cellular component (GO): membrane
Molecular function (GO): calcium ion binding; G protein-coupled receptor activity
Source: RefSeq, a predicted model, not a curated record
AUGACUGAAAUCAAGAUUAAUAUGAGAGACAUUGAUGACUGCCUAACCGAUCCUUGUCAAAAUAACGGAACCUGUACAGACCUGGUCAAUGAUUACCAAUGUGAUUGUAUGGUAGGAUUCAAUGGGACAAACUGUGAAAAUAACAUUAAUGACUGUAUACCAGAGCCUUGUAAGAACAAUGGAACUUGUAUAGAUCUGAUCAAUGAUUAUCAGUGUAAUUGUACACAGGGGUUUAAUGGAACAACCUGUACAAAUAACAUUGAUGACUGCCUAUCUGAUCCUUGUCAACACAACGGAAUUUGUACAGACCUGGUCAAUGACUACCAAUGUGAUUGUAUGGUAGGAUUCAAUGGGACAAACUGUGAAAACAACAUUAAUGACUGUGAACCAGAGCCUUGUCAGAACAAUGGAACUUGUAUAGAUCUGAUCAAUGAUUAUCAGUGUGAUUGUAAACAUGGGUUAAAUGGAACAACCUGUACAAAUAACAUUGAUGACUGCCUACCAAAUCCUUGUCUAAACAAUGGAACCUGUACAGACCUGGUCAAUGACUACCACUGUGAUUGUGUGGUAGGAUUCAAUGGGACAAACUGUGAAAAUAAUAUCGAUGAGUGUGAAGUUAAACCAUGUCAGAACAAUGGAACAUGUAUAGAUCUGAUUAAUGAAUACCAGUGUUCCUGUAUAGAUGGAUUUAAUGGAAUGAACUGUGCAAUUGAUAUUAACGAAUGUGCAUCUCAACCAUGUCAGAACAAUGGGACUUGUAUAGAUCUGAUCAACGAAUACAAAUGUAGUUGUACAAACGGGUAUAGUGGAAAAAACUGUACAAAUGAUACAUAUGUACUACACAUACUCAACUUUGAAAGCAGCAACUUAGUACUACAUGUACAUGAAGGAAAAUCUGUCAGGGUUACAUUACAAUUGAGAAGUAAAACGAUGUACGAGGUUAAGUGGUUUCACAAUGGAUACGUGAUUAACAAUCCACCAAGAAGAUAUAAAAUGACGUCACAUAAAACGGAAAAUGACACAUCAUUACGUACUUUAGAUAUCCAAAAUGUUUUACAGCGAGAUAUGGGAGCAUGGAAAAUUACAGUUUCUAAUCAAGUGACCCAUGUAUCAAGGGAAAUGACACUUAAAGUUAUUCCUAGAUUGGUGCUUCAUAUGAACCCGACAUACGACUUUUCAAUACUAAGGGGUGACAAAAUAAAUCUUCAAUGUACAGUCACAAAUCCAGAGUCUUUGUUUGAUGUCAACAACGAAAGUCUCGUUAUCACAAAGGAUGGGUCUGUGUUACAAGAUGUUAGUAGUUCAACUUUUUCCACAACAUGGAACAAGUAUUCAGCAAUGGAAGCUGAUUCUGGUAGAUAUACAUGCACACACUCUGGUUACCAUGUUCCUGUGAGUGUGUCUGUGUAUGUUACUGUCAUUCAACCAGAGCAAAAGAGAUGUGAUAGUGAAUGGUCAGAAGGUGUACUGUGGAAUGCUACAUUGGCAGGAACAAUUAAACAGGAACCUUGUCCAGCAAAACAGAAAGGAUUUGCAACAAGAUAUUGUGAACAAAAUGGAAUGUGGGCAUCUCCUAGCCUUAUCAACUGCACAAGUGAAGCUUUCACAGACGCAUCAUCACAAUUGGAUGGUAUAAUAGAAGAUGGAAUACAAAAUACCGAGAAAGUUCAAGAGACGGUCAACAGAACCUUACAAAUGAUGAAGAACCUUACAUCGACGACCAAUGAACUCAGUGCUGGGGAUCUGAGCUCCUCUCUGGACAUAUUGGAGAAAAUUGUCGACGUUACUAACUCCACAGGGUCGACUAUUGAGAAGGAGGUGUUUUAUGCUGUUAUUGACAACGUUUUAUCAACUAAUAAUUCCAAAUCGUGGACAACAGUCAGUGAUAAGACUGGAAAAGACGCAAGCUCAAUCCUAAAGAAUAUGGAACGGCUAAGCGAGGUUGUAAUGCAGAGCGACAAUUUAUCAACAACACAAUUUAGUGGUUCAAAUUUUGAACUGACAAUAAACCAAACCAAAUUAGAUGACACUGGAAUACGUUUCCCAGAAAUAUCCAACAACAACGUUUCUGAAAAUUCCGAACAAAUUCCAACAUUUCUUGAAUUACCAAAACAAGAUACGAAAUCGGAAAAGGCAAUCAACUAUGUAGCUGUGAUAUAUAAAACGAUGUCAGAUAUUUUACCAUCUCAAUCAGUAAGGGAUCCAAUGGAAGGAAAAUCAGAACAGACAUUGAAGAAAAAAGAAUUUGUAAAUUCUCCAAUACUGUCCCUUACAACACAAAAUGAUUUAGGAGUAUUGAUGCCGCCUCUAAAUCUAACGUUUGGACACAUACAAAAUAAUGAAUCUACUGAAAUGCAUGCAGUUUGUGUUUCUUGGGAUUUUUCCUUAAGCAAAUGGACAGAAAGAGGGUGUAAAGUGAGCGAUAGUGAUUUUAAAAGAACAGUUUGUCAGUGCAACCAUCUUACCAACUUUGCCAUUUUGAUGAGACCAUAUUCUCCUGCGACAGAAGACAAGCAAUCGUUAAAAACAAUGUCCCUGGUUGGCGUGAUUCUCUCCAUAUCAUUUACAGCUCUUACUUGCGUUAUCUACAUCUUGACUUGGAGAUAUAUUAAAAGUGACCAGAACAUUAUCAUGAUGAAUCUUUGUGGAUCGUUGAUUCUGUCCUACGUGAUUUUUAUAUCUGCUGUGGAACAGACAGGAAAUGAGGGUGGCUGCAUCGCAACUACGGCCAUUAUUCACUAUCUUUUCCUGGUCACCUUCUUCAGUAUGCUAGGAAUGGGAGUCUAUUACUUCAUGAGUAUUACAGUCACGUACUACGCCAUGUACGUGGCAAACAACUUCAAGUCUAUAUCACGAGUUCACUGGUUUCUGUUAGCCAUAUGGGGUAUACCCGUAAUUAUUACAACAACAACUCUUGGAGCGUUCUGGGGAAAAGAUUAUCACCUUAAAUAUUAUUGUUGGUUGUCCAUGGAAAGCGGUUCUCUCUACAUGUUUAUCAUCCCAGUCUGUAUGAUAAGUGUCUCAAACGUACUGAUAAUCAUUUCACUGGUAAGGGUAUUGUGUGCCUCCAGUGCAAUGACGAAAUCCUCGCUGCAGAAAAAAGCAACGUCCGGAUUACGGUCCCUUGGAACCCUUCUACCAGUGCUAGGAGUUACCUGGUUAUUCGGAAUUCUGGCCGUUAAUGAAAAUGCAGAUGUGUUUCAAUAUAUUUUUGUUAUUGCAAAUUCCCUACAGGGGUUCUUCAUAUUUGUAUCGCACGUACUGUUAAACAAAAAGGUGAUGCAAGGUUUAAAGAACAAAUAUCCAGCCGUUGGUACUUUCAUUAGUAUUGCAGAACACAGUAAAAAGGAAACUACAUCGGUAUCACGAAGUCAGUCAACAUCUAAAUCCAAUGCUCCUUUGGUGGAAACCAAGAAAAAGGGUUUAUUUGAAAAACUUCGUAAUAAUAAAGUCAAGAAAUCCGAGUCAUUUAUGACAGAAAGAACAGCAUCCACUGAUUGCCCUGCAAGUGUUUCUUAUGAAAAAAGCUUUGUGAUGUCAGAAAAUGAUUCUACAAACAACACAAUGAAACUGACAUCACAAGAAGGAAACAUGAUGAGACGAUUUCGAUUUUCAUUUAAUAUUAACCCAUGGAAGAAAAAGUACACGGUGACAGAAAUGUGAAAAUGUUUAUGAUGUACGCACGUAAAGACAACUUGUACUUGAAAUGACUUUAUUAUUUUUUAUGGUUAUGUUGAUUGAUUUGUUUUUAUCAUACGUCUGUUUACACUGACUAUUUCUAUUUUGGAGUUAGAGUUAAGGAACUUGAACAAUUGUUACACAGACACAGCUACUAGAGAUAUUCUAAAUGUUUUUUUUUUAUUUCCUUUGAAGCAAACUGUUGAUACGUUUAAUCCAUACAUUGCUGCUUUCAGAAUUAAUUUUUCUAAUUCAGUCAACUGAGAGUUAAUGUAACUCUCUGGAAAGGUCUCUAAGGCCUGGAAAGGUGACUAAAUGGCAUAGCUAUGCAGUUUAGUCCUCUGUUAGUUAUAUUUUAUUUUUCAAUCAUUUUUCAGUUAAUUGAAUGCCAGAUCUCUCUCUUGUGUUUCAAAUAGGUAUAGUAAACAAACAUAGCCGAUUAUAUUAUUCUGUAUAUGUCUCUUUUGGAUGAUGACAUAGUCAUACUUACUUGUGUAUGAUUAAAAUACUGUAAGCGAAGAUCACUCUUUUAAUGUAUGCUUUUGUAGUCAAAAUAAUUUAGAAGCUUAGGUAAAAAUGAUAUAUGUAAUCAAAUACAUAAAUAGUUAACAAAGCAGUUUUAUAUAUUUAUUAUUAUUAUUUUUUUAUUUUAAAUGACGGAGUUUUUAUCAAGCGAUUCUAUUAAUCCAUUGUAGCCUUAAAUAUGUGUUGAAUAUAAACCUAUCUUUAGUGAAAAUUAAAUCACAUUAACAUGUACAUGUUCAAUAUGUUACCAAGAGUUCUCAAAUUAUUAUAAUAAUAAAAGCAAGCUACGUUUUUACAAAUCAAAAGUAUUUGGGUUUUUUAUCAUAAACGAUAUAACAUGUGAAUGUUAUUGAUAAUUAUUGGUGUCAGUUUCAAAGGACUUAUUUACAUUGAAGAACAUUUAUAUCUUUAAAAGAUUCAACCAAAAGACUAAUUUCUAAAUGAGUAAUAUUUGUAUGCUCUUAUAUAUUAUAAUGUGUAUAUUCCAUUCAUAUUGCACGAGGCAACCAUAGUAUACAGAUAAAGAAAGAAGUUGUAUAUUUUAAAUAAAUCAGCAAAUGUAUCAAUAGCAUGGUUCACUUUUUAAAGACACUUGAGUCUCAAUUCACGAUGGGAAUGAUUUUAUCUAUUACAAAAACCGUUAAAAAAAUUAAGCCGUUUACCUUGACAAUGGAAGUUUGAAAAUCUAUUUUGAUUUUAUUGAUGCAUGUUACUAAUAAAAAACGAUCCUCAAUCAUCUAAAAUACCUUUUAUGGAUGACAACAACUAUUUAUCAUUUAUUGAUCAAGCGACUCUUAAUAAUGACUCUCAUUAUGACAUAAAAUGUGUAUUUAUAUAAGGUGAAACGAAGCGAUAAUGUUUAGAAUAGUAUACAGUUUCUUUUUUUUUUCUUUCAUCACUAUACUUAUUGUAAUCAUGUUCACUUAUUCACUAUAUUAUUGUAACAAUAUUGAACAUUUUGUCUUACCGAAAAUGCAAUGUAGAUAUUAUACAUUUUUUAAG